Messenger RNA from Arctia plantaginis, 357 nucleotides. The record is from the annotation of a GenBank genome assembly. NCBI's taxonomy places the organism in Eukaryota, Metazoa, Arthropoda, Insecta, Lepidoptera, Erebidae.
AUGUUCGCCAAAAUUUUCGCCAUCGCCGUCUGCCUCUUCGGCCUAGCCAAUGCUGGAGCUCUCUAUAAUGGAGUCGCGAACUACGCUCCUGCUACCUCCUAUGUCUCUAGAAUAGACAACAACGGUGCCUGGAACGGCAUCAACGGUGCCUGGAACGGCAUCAACGGUGGCUGGAACGGCGUCAACGGUGCGUGGAACGGCAUCAAUGGUGCCUGGAACGGUGUCAACGGUGCCUGGAACGGCGUCAACGGUGGCUGGAACGGCGUCAACGGUGGCUGGAACGGCGUCAACGGUGCCUGGAACGGUUACAACCGUCUCGGUGCCUACGGUGGACACGGCGCCUACAACAGAUGGUAA